GAUGCUCGUUUCAGCACCGCGGACAGCUCCCGGUGAAUGCAGCCAGCAGCAGCGGGUCGCUCCUCUCCUCCGCCUCAGAAGAAGAGCAUGUUUUGGGGGGUAACACCAUCCGAGGACAGGGGACUUGGUUUAAUCCAAUCCCAAAAUUUGUAGUGCCAGAUUACAAGACUAACCCAUCACAGUAGACUCCCGUGCACAAUCUCUCUGCGAAGUUUCUCGCCCGCCACUGAGAGACAGAACGCUUCCUCCUCCUCCUCCUGCUGCUGCUGAUCUGCACAGCCCGGAGAAUCUGUCCACGGGAAGUUGACGAGAAGAUACAUUUCCAUCAUUCUGUCUGGACUCUACCUUUGAAGAAGUUGUUUUGACUUUUUUUUUAUUUUUACCCCCAGCGUUUAGUUCCACUGCGUAAAUUCCUCUUUUUUGUGCGCGUUUCCAAAAGGAUUUGUUGGAUGAUACUCCGAGAAGCAAAGGAAGACAAGUUCCUUUCGCCUGCAAAAAAAAGGCUCUUCCAUUUUGUUUCUCUCUUCUCCUGGAGCGAUGGGAAUACAGCCACGGAUGCAAGGCUUUGAUGUGUCCGGAUUCAUCGCACCUCUCGUGCAGCUCUGAUCCUCUUUCCUCCACCGAGUCACUCAUGUCAGUCUGUUUCAUUUAACAUUCACAGCGGGACGCCCCGGGCUGCCAUCUUCCCCCACCAACCCACCCGCUCCCCCCUUUUUGACAACUGUAAAAGAGUGGAAGGUGAUCAUAAUGGCCAUGAAUCGAUGAACAUUGCGGGACACAGUUUAGGCAACUUUUCCCCCACCCUAAUAAUCCAUAAUCCAUCAAUUUUUGAAACUUGCUGUGCGUAGCCUAUCAGCAGCGGUUCAUGACGGAAAGCAUGGCGCUGAGUGGAAACUGUAGGACUAACCCAACCAAAGAGCAGGCAUUAGUGCAGAACAGUUUCCCAGAUGUGGUCGAAUUAAAUGUAGGGGGACAGGUUUACUACACGCGUCACUCAACUUUGGUGAACAACCCGAAUUCCUUUCUCGGGAAACUCUUCUCCUCCAAAAAAGAGGCGUCAAAUGAUUUGGCCAGAGACCCCAAAGGACGAUUCUUCAUCGACAGAGACGGAUUUCUAUUCCGGUAUGUUUUGGACUUUCUGCGGGACAAACAGGUCGUCCUCCCGGACCAUUUCCCAGAGAAAGGGAGGCUCAGGAAAGAGGCGGAGUACUUCCAACUACCCGACUUAGUGAAGCUGCUGACCCCGGAGGAUAUCAAGCAGAGUCCGGACGACUACUUUCACAGCGACUAUGAGGAUGGCUCCCAGGGCAGCGACCACCGUCAAUGCCCGCCACCCUCCCUGGUCCCGGCGGACAGAAAGAGCGGCUUCAUCACGGUGGGGUACCGGGGCUCGUGCACCAUGGGCCGGGAGAGCCAGACGACUGACGCCAAGUUCAGGAGAGUACCGCGGAUACUUAUAUGCGGGCGCGUGGCUCUGGCAAAGGAAGUUUUUGGGGAGACCCUGAACGAGAGCCGGGACCCGGACCGUACUCCGGACCGGUACACCUCCCGAUUUUACUUGAAGUUCAAACACCUGGAGCGGGCUUUUGACAUGCUGUCGGAGUGUGGUUUCCAAAUGGUGGCCUGUAAUUCAUCAGUGACCGCGUCCUUUAUAAACCAGCUCACCGAGGACAAGGUCUGGUCCAGCUACACAGAAUACGUCUUCUACCGUGGUUCCUCACGUUGGUCGUCCCCUCCAUGUGACUGCUGCUGCAAGAACCACAAGGGUGACGGUGAAGGCGAGAGUGGCACCUCCUUUAACGACCUUUCCACCUCCAGCUCUGAAAGCCACUCAGAGGCCAGCUCCCCACAGGGAACAGUCAUCCGUGGGCCGGUCAGCCGUCAGCAACACCCCCACGCCAAUGUCCAAACCCUCGACAGGCCACUGAAAAAGGGCCCCGUUUCCAUGAUCCAGCAGUCCGAACAGCGGCGGAAGAGCGACCUGCUGCGCACGCUUACGGCGAGUUCCCGCGACACCAGCAGCUGCAAGAAGAGGCCGGUGAAAGAGAAGCCGACGGUGGAGGAGGAACUGGAAAAGUGCAUUCAAGACUACCGCAAGAUCAAGAUCCCCGAGAGGUUCCCCGAGAGGAAGUACAUGUGGCAGGCUGACCUGCUGAGGAAGUAUCGCCUCUGAGGCGGGGAAAAGCGGCGGAAACGCGAGGCCAAGGAUCAGUUUACAUUUUUUUUGAUUAUGAUUUUUGCAACAAAUCAGUCGAGAAAAUUUAACUCCAGAUUCUGGGCGGUGGAGCGGUAGGCUAAACAAAGAAAGAAGGAAGCAUCAAACUUCUUCGUAUCUAUGUGUGUGUGUGUGUAGGUUAGGCCCUCUGUGUGUACUGUCCGUAUGUGCUUUGAGCAGUUUAUCCUUAACGACCAAUCAAAAUGGGGAAUAAGACAUCCUUUAUGAACUGAAACAACCAAACGAAGACUUAGCAAAUGCACACACACACUGGCGUCCAUCAGAGGAGCUGCAGUCUCACUCCGUAAAGACAAAAAAAAAACACUGAUCAAGUAUGUGAACGUGAGUGUUUAUGUGUGUGAAUGUACUUGCACCCAGGCGGCCUAGAGGUCACAGUUUUUGCUGUUUAGGACCUAUUAAUAAUGCAUGCCGUCCCGACAGGGCUCUAAAUACACUUGGAGCUCUCCGCUGCCAGUGGAGUGUAAACAGGUGGGUCAAUUACUUCACUUUUUAUUUUGUUUUGGCAACAUCUGCGGAUCUCCGGUGCAGAAGGAGUUACGAUUUCAUCAGCACUUCAAUUCAUUUUCUUCUUAUAAUUCCAUUGAUGUUGCACAUGCACAUGCACAUGCACAUGCACGCACCCCCCCCGAGUGAAUCAAAUUUCUGUGCGCCGCAUCGAUUUUUGCUGCGUCAGCGAGAUGUUGGGCAAUACCCAAUACCCAGGUUAGCGUGUGAGGGAAGUUAGAGUCAAGGAUUUGAUUUGAUGACCACACCGUUGGGAAAUACAAAGGCUCAAUAAAGAAAAGUCCUGAUUCGACAUAAAUACACACACACACACACACUCUUCCCCAUUUAUAUCACAAAUAUUUACCCUCGCCCUCAUUACUGCACACAAACGAUCGGUGAGGUGACUUAAACCAUGCCUACUGUGACAAGUGCAGUAAAUACAGACAGAAGAGGAUGGGACUGCUUCAUUUGCUGUCAAACACACACGGAUUCUUUCUACGCCGAGCGGCGGUCAUCGAUAUUUAUUGACGACGGGGUCAGUUGAUGGAGCCGAUCGCUGGUGGCUCUUGUUUACAGUUAUUAAUGAAGCCUCUGGGUGACUGAUGACGACAAGCUGUUCAUCUUUCCACUGGAAAACCAACCGUUAUUCAUGUAUUCAUUUACAGUCAAAGGGAUUUAAUGCAACAUGUGGCAAACAAAGAUUUAAAAUGUGUGCUUUCAAAUUAUUAUCAAUUCAGAAUUUAUUUAAAAUGACAUGUACAUGUGUGAGUAAUAAUAAUAAUAAUGAUAUACUAGAAGUUGUUUACUUUAAAAAAGGUACGGAAACUGAUAUCGCGAUCUCUGUUUUAGGAGAUUUAAAAGGAUUGAACUUGUAUAAUCAUCAAAACAAAAAAGGCAUCAGAGUUUAACAUGUUAAAGUGUCUUUUGUAAUUCAGAUAAAAGGCACGGCGUUACGUUACGUGAAGUGCUGCAGAGGAAAGAAAAAAAAGAAUCAAACCCGCAUGUCACAUCAGCCGUAUGAAAGAUUAGAUUUUUAAUAUGUUUUGCAAAGUUUAAGUGCUCACGUGUAAACGUGUUUGUUAAUCAUAGCUUCAGGUGCAAAGCAAGGUAUUAAUGAACGACGCGACGGCUACGACAAAAAAACGUUGAAUUAUAAAAGUUUUAAACAUAAUGGAUUGAGGAAAAGUUGGGAUUUAUGAACAAUCAGCUUUUGCAAAGCACAAACGACUUACAAUUCCAUUUGAUCUAAAAACACUCCAGAGUAAUUAAAUAGAAAUAUACAUUAUAUAUACACUCAAUUUAUUUAUCCUGAUAUGUUAAUAAUAAUAAAAAAAGAUGACUACAAAUGUUUUAUGACACUUAUUUUUCUAUUCAAAAGCUCUUUUUUGAAUUAAUAUAGAAUUAAAUGUUUCCCCCUUAACUAUUCGCCCUGUAAGAGAAGCACUUCAGGAGAUUUCCACACACAUUCAACGUUGUCUGUUACAGUUAUUAUAAUAUAUAUACAUAUAUAUAUAUAUACCCUGUUAUAUGGUUGCAAUAGGUGCUAGAUAUAAAAACAACCAUUGUCCUCACGUCGAUACCAUGAAUAUGACUUAUUUUUCUACAUUGCUGGAAUAGUACAUUUUCAUUUCAUCCGUUUAAGUUGAUAACACACAUCAUUGUGUAAGUAACCACCAUAAAUCACACAUAACCAGAAUAAUGUAUUAUACUCCGCUCUGUAUAUAACAUGCAAACCCAUGAGGCAUGACAGCUACUCUGUUCCCGGUGAUGUAGUAGACUCGCGCUAAUGUAACACAGGCAUUCUUGUUUCAUCAUCUGGAGCGCGAGGGACAUUAGAGACGAGGGAGAAAUUAUACACGCCUAUAGCACAUACACACACACACAUAUAUAUAUACAUAUAUAUAUAUAUAUAACAAACGAUAAAUCAGUCUUUGUUAUAAGUGAAAAGUGUCACAAACGGAUCGUCUGCUCAUUUGUCGACCGACUCGUAGGAGAAAGUCGUCGGUAACCGAAGACCUUUCAGCAGCUGGAUUGCAAUCAAUCGAUCGAUCAAUGGAUCGAUCACAUGGCUCAAGAACAUUAUAGGAAAAGAAAAAGAAGCAGGUUCACAACUCAGAAUGUUUAGCUGUGACCCUGGAGCUUUUGUUAUUGUGCAGCACAUUCAGAAAGUGUGAGGACAGUGAUUUCUCACACACACACACACACACACACACACACUGUUUUGGCACUGCACUCCAGAACAUUGGAGUGGAUUUAUUAUUUUUUUUUUAAAAGGGUGAAAGUGCUGACUGUUAACUUCUAAACUUGAACCAUAUGGUGUAAAACUUUUGUUUCCCCCUCUCACAGCUAGGAUAGUGUAGCGGGACAAUGACUCUGCGCCUACAGGCAAGACUCCAAAGUAUAUUCUAUACUUCAGUGUUGGUGCCUGAUCAAGUUUAUCAUUUGUCUGUGAUCCAACUGGUGGUGAUGAUGGAGAGAGUGGGUGAAGGAGAGCGAAGACAGCUGCUGCAAAGGCCUUACAGGGUAAGAGACAAGGAUGAGCAGCACCAAGCACCAAAUUAUUCAUAUCUAAAGGUUCAUAUUUCAUACACCAUUCAUCUAAAAAGGAUGUAAAUACCCUCCGGUGAAAGCAAAGCUGAGAAUCAGGACUUAUAUGUGCUAGUUAUUCAAGUACAGAGGACAUCACUCCUUGAUUUGAUGCAUGUUAGGAUUCAGUACUGUACCAAUAAAAGAAAAACACAUCGUCUUUUAUCAAAUUCAAGAAUCUACUAAAAGUGGUUUGAAUUUCCUGAACCAAAAAUGUUAAUUUCAACACAUUUUUCCAUUCAAUUGAGGUUCAAACCAAUCAGUAACAAACAGCAAUGGCUUACUUUAUUAUUAUUUUUGCUAUGGUGUGAGCGCCGUGACCUUCUUCCCCGCUGAUGAAGGGCGUUGUCAGUUACUCGUACAAAUAUUAUGUGUUCUAACCACUGCAUCGUCAAUCAUCAUUGCAUAGUUAUUUAAAUAUCCUUUCAUAAAAGAGAUUUUAUGUCAUAUUUAUCUCGCACACGUCACACUCAUUUCAGGGGAAACAGUGGAUAAUAUUGUCAUGAUCCUGUUUGCUCGACUUUGCCUGCCGUCAUGAAAAAGACAUUUGGGUUUGUUUACUUUCAGUGACAUAGUGAGCCGGGAUCCGUCGCUGGUAAUGAACUAUAGACGUUAGACACGAGUAGAAAUGCUGCUGAACAGACAUGCAGUGAAAUGGAUCGCACACCCGGAGGCCUUUUCGAGGAAACUACCGCUGUUUUUUGCACAAUGUACAAAGUUAAUAAAAAAAAAUCACACAGGAAAGUAUUUCAAAAAAAGAGAAACAACUGCGUUAAUAAUGCACAACACAGCCACAAUAUAAUAACAAUAAUAAUAAUACUAAUGUGAGGAUUGUGAGAGAGUUUUGUUGUAUUGUAGAUCAAGAUUUUCAGAUUUCUACCCUAGAGCAUGUUAGACCAUUAUUGAGUUCCGUGAGACACGAAAUGAACAAAUGUAAAUGUUUUGCUAAAGAACGAGUGUCUUCUGUGUUAGACGGAGAAGAGAAAGCGGCGAUGUUCACGUUGUCAGUUUCUGUUGGGUUCUUUUGGAGUGCCAGGCGACAGUGUGAUUUUUCUUUUCUUUUUCUGAAGUUCUAGUUCUAUAUUGCAAGUAAACCCUGUGGUCAUGUGUGCCAGCCCUAUUGUUUUCCCCUCCUGCCUUUAAAGAGCCUGCAAAGAAAAAUGCAUUAUUGUCCGAUACCACCACGGUAAAACAACGGGGCGUCUGUUUUUGAUGUAUGUUGUUCUGACUUAAAAAAAAAAAAGAAAGAAAGAAAAAAGAAAAUAUGGUUAAACAUUGUGAGCAUGUUGGUAUACAGAACAGAUUCCACUUAGUCUGUUUGUGUGAAAAUGAUUAUGUCAAAUACUGAUAUUUAACAGAAAAAAAGAGAAACCUUCAAAAAAAAAAAACACAAAAAGAUAAGCACAAACGUGUCGAUAGUGUCUGCUGUUCCUCUACAGUUGUAUAACAUUAUCAAAUUAAAAAGUCAGCUCUGCAGCUUGACCAAACUCCUGCAACACAGAGCAAGUCUCACUACACGUUUAGGAACGGUAUAGAGUUUGUCGUACCUGUACAAUGUCGAUAAAGAUUCUCGUGAACCCCGUCUUUCAACACUCGUCCGGCUUUUAAACUAAACAUUUACUUCAAUGUGACUCAAAGAAGUAAAUAUCCAGUCCUGUGAGAGUUGCCCUGUGUCCCAGGUGUGAGGUCCUGUUAACUAUGGCUGCCUUUAGAGACAAUAUCAUUCAUCUGAGAGUGUUUAGAUACAAAGUACAGUAUAGUCAUUUUCAAAAUGUAUGAGUGCAACUAAUAAACAAGAUAUUCUGUACAGUGA
Solea senegalensis (Senegalese sole) is the source of this 7121-nucleotide messenger RNA. RefSeq names its product potassium channel tetramerization domain containing 16b (gene kctd16b). The record is from RefSeq and is a predicted model, not a curated record. The transcript has 2 exons. The coding region runs from base 866 to 2173 and encodes 435 amino acids. Gene Ontology annotation, molecular function: protein binding. Gene Ontology annotation, biological process: protein homooligomerization; regulation of G protein-coupled receptor signaling pathway. NCBI's taxonomy places the organism in Eukaryota, Metazoa, Chordata, Actinopteri, Pleuronectiformes, Soleidae. Gene Ontology annotation, cellular component: postsynaptic membrane; presynaptic membrane.